CGUUUGCGCCAGUAGCAAAAUGACUGUCGGCUUAGAACGUUCGAUGUGCGGGUCAACUGCAAUUGCAGUGUAUCUAUCAAUUGUGCUUCUGUUCAGCUUAGUGGAAGCUCGAACGCCUGCGCCUUCGAACAAAGUUAGUAGCUACUUUGCAAUAGAUUUGGAGGAUGGCACUAUGACCACGCCCCAGCUUAUUCAGAAGUAUGGAUAUCACGUUGAACACCAUGAAGCAACCAGUGCAGAUGGGUACAUCAUUUCAUUAACACGCAUUCCACCGAGUAAACCCAAUCGUCACCGAUAUCCAAUAUUGCUCGUACAUGGUGUACUCGGUAGCUCGGGAGACUACUUGGUCAUUGGUCCGAACAAUAGUAUUGCAUAUUUGCUGGCCGAUCGCGGAUACGAUGUGUGGUUAGCAGAUAUGCGUGGUAACCGGUACUCCCAGAAACAUGUGCGGCUUACGACCGACUCACCGGACUAUUGGGACUUUAGUUGGCACGAGAUGGGAUACUAUGACCUGCCGGCUAUCAUCGAGUAUAUUCUGCGCCAAGCAGCCGCACGGAAGCUCAUCUACAUCGGUCACUCCCAGGGAACAACCGUGUUCUUUGUAAUGGCUUCGGCUCGGCCAGAAUUUAACGACAAAAUCGCUCGCAUGUACGCGCUUUCUCCCGCUGUUUGCCUUAAGCGUGUCCGUAGUCCUUUGACCCGAUGGUUGAUCGACCACGUAUACCACUUGAAGCAACUGUUUGAUAUGUUCGGUGUGUACCAGUUUCUACCGCACAGCGAUCUGACCUAUCUGCUUUCCGGCAUUAUCUGUCCGAUGAAUGACGAAAACAACAUCUGCAUGCAGAUUGUUAGCCAGACGGUUGGUCCUAAUCCCAAAAUGGUAGAUAUGAUGGCCAUGCACAUCCUUACCGGGCAUGAUCCGGCCGGUGCAUCGGUGAAACAACUUCUGCACUUUGCUCAAGUGCAACGCUCGGGACAAUUUCGACAGUAUGACUACGGACGGCGGAAUAACACGGUUCGGUAUAGUCACUGGAAGCCUCCAGCUUACAAUCUGUCGGCGGUAACGGCACCGAUUUCCAUCUUCUAUGCUCUGAACGAUUGGUUGGUCGAUCCAGGGGAAGCACAACGGUUCGCGAGACUGCUACCGAACAAACCGCUGAUCAACAUGGUCGAGGACGAGAACUUCAACCAUCUUGAUUUUGUUACAGCUAAAAACGCGCGAUCACUAGUGUACGAGCCUAUAUUGAGUGACCUACGAGAAAUAGAUGAGCUAACUUUGAAGGAAAAUACGUAAAGCGCCAUUCGUUAACGUAAUUGUACUGUGAGCAUUAGUUGGUGUGUUUGUGGCCGAAUCAUUUUAUCACCACGAAAAAGUCUUGGUCCCAAAGAGUGCUUUACGCUUGUUCGAAAGUGUCGCAUUAAGUGAAAAUAUUAACGAGAAAAUAUGAUGCAUUGCUAGUGUUAUAUAAGCAGCUGGAUUCUAAGCAGUGAUUGGUGAUAACCAUGAUAAAACGCUGAUUCGUAGAUUGCCAUGUUUAAAUUCCAUGAUAUGGAUAAGGAAACUCAUCAUUUCAAUUCGCAGUGUCAUGCAGUUUCUCCGUCACUCUUCUAAGAGCGAGCACAACAUUUCCUCACCUGAAACACCCUGCUUAUUAACCGUUAUGAUACUACUCUCGAGCCACCGUACAGUUCCUGUGAAUAGUAACAAUUAAAUAAUCAUCUCCGUUCACUGUGGGUGUGCCGUAAUCGAUUAUCUACGUUUUGCAAUAGCCAACGCGGCGGUCUUCGCCGCGUUACACAAUAUUAGCAUUCACACGAUAAGAUUAUCUGAGAUAAUAGAUCAGUAAGUAGCACUUUGCAUUCAUGAUUACAUUUCCUCCAGACAUACGGUGACGAUGCACAACUGGAUACUCCAACUCUACCGCACCCCGGUACAUUCUCGUUGAACAAAAUAGACAAUGUACACUUUCCACUUCUCACAGUACAUAAUGUAAUAUCAUCGUAAUUUAGGGAAAAACAGUACAAACUCAUCCAGGAUUACUUUUCAGACGAGAUUAAUCGGCAAGAAAUGCUUGGAAUGUAACAAUGUUUCCAAUAUUUCGUUACUAGGCAAACGAAAAUCGAGAACUUCUAUUUUGUGUAACACAAAGCACGUGCAACAGGAUUGCACCAUGCGAAUAGCGAUGAAGGCCAAUAGUAGUUUAGUUAUUUUAUCAACUGCAAUAUUUGUGUACGUAUCAAAAUGUUCUUUUGAAAUUAUUUUAAAGUAGCAAUAAAAAUGGUUAUUAUUAUUUAAUAACAUAAAUUAAACGGCACACUUUACUCCAACCCGUGGGCACGAAAUCACUCAAGUUCUAUUCCACACUCCGCACGCUCAUUGAAAAGACACGCUAGUGUGAAGGUAAAGGACAAAUGAUCUUGCACCCUCGUUCACCUUGGCAAUGGAAGUAAAAUGCAUGCCACUGCUCAACUGCAACGCAUCGUAACGCUAGCAGACAAAUGAUCUCAGUACCACACAGUGGUCGGUAGUGGAAGUAUGAGGUAAUCUAUAUCAGCGUUAAGGAAUAAGACUCGCAAGAUUUGAUUCAGUGCUAAUGGUUGUAAUAGAAGAGAAAUAGUGUCAGCAUGUACGAUUAAAGAAGAAGAAGAUACAUACGUAGUAUUGGGAUCUACAGAAAACCAGACACGUCCCAAAAAGUCAAACGUGGUUUGUGCAUUCUUUCGGUGUUACAGACUAAUGGCUACAGGCUUGUAGCAAACUAACCAAAUAAUGUAGAUAAUUAUUUUCUCUUCCUAAUUUGCACUUUGGUGCUCGUGAAAUUAUCGUUUGAAUAUUGGAAAUUCUAGAAGGAACCUUAUCAAAUUAAAAGGACCUGUAGAAGUAAUCUGUUUGUGCACACAUGUUAUCAAGCAACAACUCCAUCGAAUACUCACCAUUAAACGAAUAAUUAAACUCUUAAAUUAUUCGUGAAAUAUUAAAUUGAUUCGUUUAAAACCCAAAACAUUCCGACGAUUUCAGAUUGGUGU
Messenger RNA from Anopheles darlingi, 3027 nucleotides. RefSeq names its product lipase 3-like. The record is from RefSeq and is a predicted model, not a curated record. The coding region runs from base 20 to 1294 and encodes 424 amino acids. Gene Ontology annotation, molecular function: hydrolase activity, acting on ester bonds. NCBI's taxonomy places the organism in Eukaryota, Metazoa, Arthropoda, Insecta, Diptera, Culicidae. The transcript has 3 exons.